GCUACAAACCUAACAAUGAGUAUUCUGAGCUCCGUUAUCUUUUUCUCUUUUUUAAUUUUUGGAGAAGCAAAUCAAACCUUAACUUCCAAUGCAGACUGUGAUGAUCCUAAUGUAUUUAAUGCAGUAGAUGUGGCAUUGAGACUCUACAAUGAGGAAAAAACGUAUGGCAACCAAUUUCUUCUGUACCGAAUCACAGAAGCCAAAAUCAGGAAAGAUGAUGAUGGGACACAUCAUUUUGUCACCUAUGAAGUACAUGAAGGUUCCUGUGGAGUGAAAAGUGCUCUACUCUGGCAAGAAUGUCCUUUUAAUACAUCUUUAGAGGAAUUUACUGAAUGUUCUGCUCAUGUUUACAGCAACAAGAAGAAUAUUAGUGAUGUCUAUUUUCAGAACUGUACAUAUAAAGGAGUUUGUGUUGACUGCCAUAUAGAAUUGGAUCCAGAUGACCCAGAGCUGCUGAAUAUGUUACAACAAGUUAUUAAUGAAUUUAAUUCUGAAAAUAACCACACCAAUCUGUACAACAUUCGUUCUGUUACAGAAGCAACCAGAAAGGGAACAGAUGAAAAAAUAUUUGAAGUGAGAUUUAUAAUUGAAAAGACGAAUUGUUCUAAGACUGAGUAUGCAAUACCAGGAUAUAAGUGUCACUUUCUAUCUGGAGAAUCCCAGCAAUGUAGUGCCCAGAUUAAUGUUACAAAAGAGGCUAAAGUUUAUUCAAGUACUCAAUGUUCUCUGCGAAUUCUGUUUAUGGGAAAUACUCCAAUGGCAGUAAUACGAGGGCUGACCCCUUUCCGUACGUCUGGUCAAUUUAGCAGGAUGGAUAGAUAUACAAAAAUGAAAAAAAAACUAAGAGGACCAAGAGGCAUUAAUAAUAAAGAUGAAGAAAGCCGCGGACAAAUCAAGGAAAAAGUCUACAGGAAGAUUAGAGAUUUUUCAAACAAUUCUGACUCUUCUGGAAAUGCAUUAGAAAUAAAAAUCAAGCUGCAAGUAGAUAACACUUCUCAGCCAGUGACAAACCAGGUUACAGAUCAUGGUUCAAAUGUAGAAAGAAAUAGCAUAAAUAUUUAUAGAAAACCAAAUGCUACAAUUGUCUUAAAUUGUCCUGGAAAAUUAUGGAAACCUAAAGUUUCUCAUUUAUCUAAAUCCAAUUUAGAAGUGUUGUUUGGCUAGAGAGGACAUCUGGUUAUUCUCCUUAUAAUAAACCAUUAUAUAAGGGCAAUUCAAUAAUUCUCUAUACAUAUAAAUUUGAAGGAAAUAGGUAAAUAGAUUUAGAACGUUUAGGAAAUAUUGUAAUUUAAUGUUUACUGGAUUAGGCUACAUGGUGUAUUGCUUUUCAGUUUUGUAUGAUCAAUAUUGUUAAAAUAUACGUCUAAGGCUAAGGCUAUAGUUUCAUUUCCAAAGUAAUUUUGCUCCUAACUUACUUCUAAAUGCAUGUCACUUAUUUACAAAACAACUAUGCAUGAGGUUAAUAUUAACCUUAAAAAGAAAGUCAGAACUGCAAUGUAUAAUAAUUAGGAAUAUUAUUUGCAAGCAUCAUACAAUGUAUCAUUUCUGAUCAUCCUUCAGAUUUAACUUAUGUUGAGAAACUGUGCAAAUUAACAGACGUAGACCAACCUUUUGACAAAGGCAUAAGUAUCUGCUGUGAAGUGAAUUUAAAGACUAUUAAAAGUCUUUAAAAUUAAUACAUAUAUGAC
Molecule: messenger RNA, 1688 nt
Organism: Bombina bombina (fire-bellied toad)
Lineage: Eukaryota; Metazoa; Chordata; Amphibia; Anura; Bombinatoridae
Product: kininogen-1
Exons: 7
Coding region: 16-1164 (382 amino acids)
Biological process (GO): negative regulation of blood coagulation; positive regulation of cytosolic calcium ion concentration; negative regulation of endopeptidase activity
Cellular component (GO): blood microparticle; extracellular region
Molecular function (GO): cysteine-type endopeptidase inhibitor activity
Source: RefSeq, a predicted model, not a curated record